This is a messenger RNA of Cloeon dipterum, 3301 nucleotides long. It is a transcript of the gene Mau2, whose product is annotated as Mau2 sister chromatid cohesion factor. Gene Ontology annotation, biological process: mitotic sister chromatid cohesion; maintenance of mitotic sister chromatid cohesion. Gene Ontology annotation, molecular function: double-stranded DNA binding; protein binding. Gene Ontology annotation, cellular component: SMC loading complex; chromatin. The record is from RefSeq and is a predicted model, not a curated record. Lineage: Eukaryota; Metazoa; Arthropoda; Insecta; Ephemeroptera; Baetidae. The transcript is spliced from 9 exons. Bases 14 to 1849 code for a protein of 611 amino acids.
UCACUUGCAACAUAUGAACGGGCAGAGAAAUGUCAAAAUGGCGUCGUCGCAGGACGCUUGGUAUCUUUCUCUGCUGGGGUUAGCGGAGAAUUUUCGCACGUCGAGUCCGCCCAACUUCAAGUUGUGCAUUCAGUGCCUUCAGGCGGUGUUCAACUUCAAGCCCCCGCAUAGGGUGGAGGCCCGCACGCACCUGCAGCUCGGCAACAUCCUCCUCACGCACACCAAGAACAUCGACCUGGCCCGCAACCACCUCGAAAAAGCGUGGCUGCUGUCGCAGAGCAUCAACGGCUUCGACGAUGUCAAGUUUGAGGCGGCGUCCGUGCUGGCCGAGCUGCACGAUCAGCAGAAAAACUCGAACGCUGCCAAGCCCAUCCUGCGAAAGGCCAUCGAGAUCUCGCAGAACAGCGUCUACUGGCACUGCCGACUCAUUUUCCAGCUCUCUCAAAUUCACGCCAGCGAGCGGGACUAUGAUCUGGCCAGCAGCUUGCUCGGGGUUGGUGUCGACUAUGCAGCUAUUUCGCAGGCAAAUUAUACCAGGGUGUUGUUUCUCCUCAGCAAGUGCAUGCUCCUGCUGAUAGACAAGAAAUUCCAAGAGGUGAAUCAGUUGCUGGCACAAGCGGGACACCUUGUCGACACCUGGGGCGGAUCGCAGCACCAAAAGGAGUACCUUAAAGUUUUCUUCCUAGUGCUUCAAGUGUGCCACUACCUUUUGGCUGGGCAGGUGAAGAGUGUCAAGCCUUGGCUCAAACAGCUUCAACAGAGCAUCCAAAUCAUUAUGCAGCCCUCGUGGCCAUCUGAUGAAGUGUUGACCGCUACUAGUCCUGGAGAUAUGUUUAUUUGGAUGCCAAAAGAGCAUCUAUACGUGUUGGUGUACCUGGUCACUGUGAUGCACAGCAUGCAGGGGGGCUACAUGGACAAGGCGCAGAAAUACACCGACAAAGCCUUCACCCAGAUAGAGAAGCUCAAAAUCGUGGACAACAAGCCAAUCCUGUCGGUGUUCCACCUGAUGCUGCUGGAGCACAUAAUCAUGUGCCGGCUGGUGAUGGGCAACAAGUGUCUGGCGCUGCAGGAGAUCUCGCAAGCGUGCGCGCUGUGCAAGAGCCAUCCGCGGCUGCUGCUGACGCACCAGCCGCAGAUCCACACGCUGCUCGGCCUUUACGCAAUGAGCAUGAACUGCAUGGAGGCGGCCGAGGCGCAGUUCCUGGCGGCGCUCAGGGAGCUAAGCCAAAGAUUUCAAAUCUUUCAGACGUCGUCCGAGCGCGAGCUGUGGAAUUUCGCCAACUUGAAUUUAGCCAUUGUGUACCUACGCGCCAAGCGGGAGCCCGAGUUCACGGCCCUGCUCGAGCGCAUCGACCCAGAGACUAUCACCUCCAAUUCGCACAGCAUUCGUGCCGCCGCCUACUAUGUCCAGGGCCUCCAGUCAUUCUUCCAGGCGCGAUACAAUGAAGCCAAGCGAUUCCUGCGCGAGACGUUGAAGAUGGCGAACGCGGAAGACCUAAACAGACUGACCUCAUGCUCUCUCGUGUUGCUCGGCCACAUUUUCCUCUCACUCGGCAACAGCAGGGAAAGUAUGAACAUGGUCACGCCCGCCAUGCAGCUUGCCUCCAAAAUACCUGACGUCCACGUUCAACUGUGGGCCUCUGCCAUUCUUAAAGAUCUGUACAGGAUGUGCGCGGACCACUCGCGAGAGAACGAGGCGUACACGAUGCACUGCAACUUCUCGCAGAUGCUGCUCAAGGACCACUUCCAGGCGUCCAACAUGCGCGAGCACGAUCUGAUCAACUGGAUCGAGGGCGCCGUGCCUGUAGUGAGUGGCAACCCACCAAGCACCUCGUCGGCCAUCCUCUGAUGCGGUGGAGGAGCAGAAGCGCCGGCCUGCCCCGCGAUUUGCAAGGACUUGUGUUUUAAUGUGAUAACUGACGACAAAGACGUGACACAGGGAGCAGCGCGCAGACUGAAACUGCCGCUCUCCCGGCACCACGAGUGCUCCUCCGCGCCACGACUCUUUAAUACUCCUGCUUUUAAUAAAUGAAGACAGACCACACUGUGUACGUACAAAAAAGGACCCGAGUGGUGCCCACCGCGAUUACUAACUGUUAAGGCAACCCUGGUCAGUUUCGCUCUUGAUUUAAAUUUCUACUAUUUUGGAUCAGAAAUGUUCACUUUUGUGAGUUUUGCGUCUACCACCAGUCCCAAAAUUUUCGAUCUAGUGUUGUUUCCGAGCCCAGGCCAAGACAUAUUUCAUUUUAAACCGUUAUAUAAGUCUAAUUUUUGUUUGAUCGUGAUGACUUGUAGUGUUUAAAUUGAUAGAUGAGUCAUUUUAUAAUUUCCGAAAUUCAUUGGAAAUUUUUAAACCAGCUUCAAAGCUGGUAUUUUAGAAAAAUUUCUUGCAAACUAAAACAUUCUCUGGAAGCUAAUAAAAUUUGCUGUAUUUUCAUUAAAUGUUUAUUUAUUUCUUUAAAUUCAACUACUCUAAUUAUUAUAAAGUAGCAAGUAGCACUGGAAUUUCAUUUUUGACAGUGCGGAUCAGUUCCUAAAGGUUGAAUUAAUUUGGUCAGCCGUUCUCUCUGUCAAAAAUUGGGUUCAACAUUGGUUUCAUUUUAACCUAGUCGUAAGAACGCUGCCGACCAGUCAGAGGAGAGAUUGGUUCUAUCUGAUUGGCCAGAUCGAGACAGUGGCAGCCAGAGCAAUUGGCAGGCAGGUCAUCCAGCAGCACUGACUUCCGCUGGCUGUCGCUGUGGCGCUGCUGUCUCGAUCUGUUCAGCCAGAGAGCCACUCCCUACUCUGAUUGGUCGCCGGCGUUCUUAUGAUCAGGUUCAAAUGAAAAACCGCCAAAGUGUGUACUUUUCAACCAAUAUUCGAUCAAUUGAUUCAGCUGCCUAACCUUAUCUGACCCUCGGGAAUCGAUUCGCUCUGUCAAAAAUAAAAUUGCAGUGAAAAUUUGCACACAGGAGCAGAAGGAACGCAGGAUUGCCUUUUUUGUACCCAACUCCCGCGCGUUGCACAGCGAGUGAUGUCGAUUGUAUAUUUUUAUUACGGUGCUCGCCUGCUCGCUCGCAAGAAAUGAUCACGUUGUGCGUGUCUGCUACAGAAAGGUUGCGUUUUUAUUUUGUUUUAAAUGAAUUUACCAUUAAUUUAUAUACAUGAAGGAAUAUGCAACUGUUGUGAAUCAAUGUGGAACCUGAACGAUGACUUUUUGACACCAUCUCACACACAUCAUUAUUGUUUCUACGGGAGACAUUUAUUUGUGUCCAUUAACCUUUUCAGAGCAAUAAAAAAACAGUUGUCCACGGUUUUAGAA